Boeremia exigua is the source of this 1491-nucleotide messenger RNA. RefSeq lists its product as uncharacterized. Lineage: Eukaryota; Fungi; Ascomycota; Dothideomycetes; Pleosporales; Didymellaceae. The record is from RefSeq and is a predicted model, not a curated record. The annotation marks the transcript as partial. Gene Ontology annotation, molecular function: protein binding. The transcript has a single exon.
AUGCCUCUAGAAGGACUCCCGGAUGAGCUGUUGCUCCAAGUUGCGCUCCACUUGCCCGACUCAGGAGCGCCCCGAGACCUCAAAAAUUUGAGUCUUACGUCCCGAAAACUGCGAUCCAUAGCUCAAGAAGGCUUGUUCAGGACAGCAAGACUUGCUAUCUGCUGUGGCUGCCAUCCCAAAGUAAAUGCACUUAUUCUACUCUUACGCACACUGUUGGACCGACCGGACCUUGCCACCAAAGUCAAGUUGAUACGUUUUCGAGCAGUGCGUAAAACCGUGGAAAAACUGUAUACAGAGCAAGGCUUCGAUUUGCCCGAGUUUCGUAAUCGAUGCAUAUCGAAACUAGCAGGGUUAGGUUAUCACUCAACGCAUCCAUGGUGGAGGUCGAUCAACAACUCUGUUGAGUCGGCUUUCGGAGGUCUGUUACUAGCGCUUCUUCCUAAUCUCACCGAUCUCGACUUCUGGAUCAAGGACCAUCAACGUGGUCCACCUUCGAGUGAGUGUAUCUCUGGCUUGUGGGGUGGUACUAGCCCACCAGAGGCUAUCCUGCACGGGUGGAAGAAUGUCACACAUCUCACCACUGGAGAUACAUCCAUGCUCAAGUGCGGUAUUCACUUGGAGAAACUGACCCUUCUGGAUCUACGGACAGUCUCCAUAGGCACUGUAUUGAGACUGAAUGGCCCAGGCAGCCUUCAAGGUGCCGAGAACCUGGAGAGUCUUGCCUUGACCGUUUCCAUACAGUUCGCUGAUCGACCACUCGUGGAGAAGGCAGAGAUUACUUUUAGUGAGCUUCUUGACGCAUUGGCAUGUCGUGCGUUGAAAAAGCUUAAAAUUGCUUUCAUCAACGACGGCUACCACAUUGGCGAUGACCUGACAACGGAGCUGAGCGCCAGCUACUUUCUUGACCAGCUGUGUAGUGUCGAAAGGACUCUGGAAACUCUAUCCAUUACGCUCGAGACCACGGAGGAAGACGGUGAGCUGGACUGGCUGAUCGAUAUGUGCCAACACCCGACCACAUCAAUGAAGCGCUUUUCUGCCUUGAGGACCCUCACAAUCCCGCAGCCUUUCGUCUUCAAUGCUCAGUCCACGACCUUUAGCGUCGAUGACCAUUGCAGGCCAAAAGAUUUACCACCAAACCUUGAGCAAUUGGAAUUGCUGUGGCCAUACGAAGGCGUAGUCCAAUGGGCGGAAGGCUUUCGGGGCCUGGAAUAUGAUGAAUCCUUAGCUCUGUCUCCCAAUGGCAGCAACACAACACAACUCUCCAAGUUCAAGAAAAUAGUUCUUACCUGUCGCGACGAUGCUGGCGUUGACGCAGGAUUUUUUACGGACGAAUUGCAUCCUGUUUGGUGGGAACUAUCAACUGAAUAUGGUAUUGAAGCAGAAGUUCGCGAUCAGCAGCGAGAUACAACUUUCAAUCUUGUAGAGCUGUUCGAAGCCGCCGCCUCGACGGAAGAGGAUAGCGACAUCGACGAGGAUGACAUUGAUGAGGAA